This is a messenger RNA of Ipomoea nil (Japanese morning glory), 3229 nucleotides long. RefSeq names its product putative late blight resistance protein homolog R1B-17. Gene Ontology annotation, molecular function: ADP binding. Gene Ontology annotation, biological process: defense response to other organism. The coding region runs from base 201 to 3002 and encodes 933 amino acids. Lineage: Eukaryota; Viridiplantae; Streptophyta; Magnoliopsida; Solanales; Convolvulaceae. The transcript is spliced from 2 exons. The record is from RefSeq and is a predicted model, not a curated record.
CAUUGGAAGACUUGCAGUUUUGUUCACACACACUCCUCCAUCAUCAAAUUAUGAUGUCUCAAAGCUAAGCUAAGCUAAGUAAACUAUUGAUGAAAGACGAUCAGAUCCAUUCAAUUGCUUCAUCUCUUUGAGAUUCUGAAACAUAUAUUUUAUUUUGCUCAACUCCGAUAGAUCCAUAUAUCUAGCUUCAAUACAAUAUAAUGGAUUUCGUUCUUAUCACUUCUCUACUAAAUACAUUACAGAUUAAUCUUCUAGAGCGUUUUGGAAAGGAUAUCCUUUUUUGGGAUGGUGGAAGGGAUACCUUAAUUCGUCAUAAAGAAAAGAUCGAAUCUUUGCGUGACAAGAUUCGAAAUUUGCAAGCCUUUUUGGAGGAUUCUCGCAACAAGAUCACAAGGAGAGUCUUGGAGUCAGAGAUCAGAGGGGUGGCUCGUGAUGCAGAAGACAAGAUCGAAUCAGAAUUACAUCAACUUUAUUUGAUGUUCAACGAGUCAGUCGACGUUGUUGAGCCUUCUGAGAGUCUUUAUCAGACCUUGAAACAAGUAAAGCGAAAAAUUACAUCAAUUGAACGGAGGAUUCAGAUUGAGAGCAAGAACAGCAGCCAUUCUGUAGAGCCGCCGCAAAGAAGAAACGCAAUUGAGAAUAUCAAAGUUGGUAGUUUCUCUAAAACUUCUUCCUCAGAGCCAGAGAAUAAUGUAAUGGUAGGAUGUGCUGAUCAAUUUGAUACCAUAGUGUGCAAGCUCACUACUUCACUAUCAAAACAACUCCAAGUCAUCUCAGUUGUGGGGAUGGGAGGCAUUGGCAAGACUACUUUGAUUAAAAAAGUCUUUGAAGAUGCAACAAUUGCUACUCAUUUUGAUGUUCGAGCAUGGGCUACAGUAUCACAAAAGCAUAAUCUUAGAGAAAUGCUCAUUCAGCUUCUGGGUUCUAAUGUUACCAAUGGAGUAGACAACAAUAAUCUUGCAAAUGAAUUGCGUAAAAAGUUGAUGGGUCAGAGAUACCUAAUUGUUAUGGAUGAUAUAUGGGAAACCAAGGCAUGGGAUGACAUCCAUGGAUAUUUUCCAGAAGAUUUCAAUGGAAGUCGAAUAUUAUUGACUACAAGGCUUAAACAAGUGGCUGACUAUUCUGCAGGCUCAGGUAACAAUAAUCUUCAUAUUAACAUGCGGUUCUUAAAUCCUCAUGAAAGUUGGAGUUUAUUUUACAAGAAAGUAUUUGAAGAAAAAAAUUUCUCCAUUGAAUUUGAGACAAUUGGUAGAGGUAUCCUUGAAAAUUGUCAAGGAUUACCUCUAACCAUCAUUGUGGUUGCUGGGCUUCUCACCUCGUUCAAUGAGCCAUCACGAACCCAGUGGGAGAAUAUUGCUGAAAAUUUGAAUUCAUUUCUCAACACACAUCAAGAAGAAAAAUGUUCAAAAAUACUAUCACUAAGUUAUGACCACUUACCUCUGCACUUGAAAGUUUGUUUCCUAUAUUUUGGUAUUUUCCCAGAAGAUAGUAUGAUUUGUGUGAAAAAAUUGAUUAUGCUUUGGGUUGCGGAAGGAUUCUUAAAGUUUGAGAAUGGAGAAAUCAUGGAAAAGAUAGGCGAGACUUACUUGCAAGAUCUUGUAGAUAGAGGUCUAGUUCAAAUUGUUAAGUGGAGUUGUGAUGGAAAAAUCAAGUCUUGUAAGCUCCAUGACCUCUUGCAUAACUUUUGCUUGGAAGAAGCACGGAGGGAAAACCUUUUGGAUGUUAUAAAUGAAAAUAAUAAUGUUGAGGUGGGUAGAGUUCAUAGUCUUAGUAAGCCUGCAGGCAUUGGAUUAGCAAAAUUCUUGGAUCCAAAAUAUUGGAUACAAAAGCUUGGAUCCAAAAAUCACAUGCGUAUGUCAACAGGCUUGGAUGGAAAAGCUUGCCGUUGGAUCAGCAGUCAAUCCAUCCAUUUGGGUUCUCCUAUUAGUAUUAAUCACACAUCUCAUCAGGAAUUUCGUUCAAUUCUAUAUUUUCCUAAGGCUUCUGGAUUAUUGGCCAAUUACUCAUCCCAAACAUUUCGCUUCUAUCCUAAAUUGUUAAGGGUGAUGGACUUAAGUCUAUGUGAUUUGGUUGACAUACCAAGUGAAAUAGUGAAUCUUGUUUCUUUGAGAUACUUAGCCCUGAGAACUAAUGCACCCCUUAAAGAUUACAAAUGGUUUAUGCUUCGAAGAUUGCAGACCUUUAUUAUUGAAACCAUUGGACCUAAUGCUCCGGGGGAGGUUUGGAAGUCGCCGAUUGAUAUUUUGGACAAUAUGCCACAACUAAGGCAUGUUAUGUUCCGUAAGUCGUCGGUUUGUCUUCCAAAGUGGAUUCAUCAUAACCUGCAAAGUAUCUCUUGCUUAUAUCUAUGUGCUCAACGUAGUUGGGGAAGUAUGGGAAACUACAUAAAAUUUCCAUGUUUGAAGAAACUCGGGAUUUACAUUGACAUCAACUCUGUUUCAAAACCUAAGCUUUUAAAUGAGGGCCCUUCCUCGUCAUAUGAUUGGCUCAAUGGUCUUGGCAAAUUUAGUGGAUUGGAGUACUUGAAAAUUGAUGUACCACAAAAAGUUAAUUUUCAUGAUGUCUUUCGACUUCCGACAUCUUUUCCACUAAACAUCAAGAAGUUGACACUUCAAGGAACUUGCCUUCCAUGGGAUGACAUGGCCAUUAUUGCCACAUUGCCUAAUCUUGAGGCUCUAAAAUUGAAACGUAAAGCAUUCUGUGGCUCGGAGUGGAAAACAACGGAGAAUGGAUUUUACAAAUUAAAGUACUUGAAAAUUGCAGUGUUAGAUUUUAAGCAUUGGAGUGCUAGUUUUCCAGUUCUUGAAUGCCUAAUACUUGAUUUCUGUAGGAAAUUGAAAAAAUUUCCUAUUGAAUUUGCUGAUAUUACAACAUUGCAGUUAAUUGAGUUGACUCGAUGUGACUCUUCCCUUGUUACUUCUGCUAAACAAAUUCAUGAAAAGCAAUUGGAGUGCCUUGGAUACACUAGACUUGUUGUACGUGAUUAUUGUACUCUUCCUUGAAGGUAAUAUUCUACAAUUUAAUUUGUGGAUUUUGCAACCUAUAUUCUGAGCCUUAUGAUUCAAUGAAGUAUUUUCUUUAAAUUAAAGUUUUCUGAGCGUUCAUGUUUCAUGUCUCUUCAUGUUUCUUAUUUGGUUUCCAUUUUGAGGAUGAAAGCUGAGAGGAAUAGAGCACAAUUUAUCACACAUUUGAGCGUGGACGACAUGGGGUCAUUACUCGGAUUCAGCAA